Messenger RNA from Lathyrus oleraceus (garden pea), 801 nucleotides. Its product is annotated as extensin-like. Lineage: Eukaryota; Viridiplantae; Streptophyta; Magnoliopsida; Fabales; Fabaceae. The coding region runs from base 1 to 801 and encodes 266 amino acids. The transcript has a single exon. The record is from RefSeq and is a predicted model, not a curated record.
AUGAAAGAAGGUGUGGAUAUCUCAGACUUCAACCUAAGCGAUCUCCCAGAUACGGCUCCAAACUUCAUGAAACAUCCACGAGGACCCUCUGAUAAGGCGAGGCAAGCAAAGAAGGCAAAGCUAGGAGAAUCCUCCAGAUCAAGACCUCCAGCACCUCAGCAUGAGCCUUCUGGUAAGUCUGUCUCUCUUGCUCCCUCUGCACAAACACAGCAAAUUGCUUCUUCUCUCCCUCAACCAACAACUAUCUAUACUCACUCAGACACCCCGCCUUCAACCACCAAAACAUUUCAGAAAUUUAAUCUUGCCACCACCACUUUACCUCGUUCUGAAGCAAAAAUGCUGAAUGAAACCUCCUCACCAUCUUCAUCUUCAUCUUCUUCUCCAGAAUCACCCCCCUACUUCACCAUCUCAUUAGACACAGAACGCUCUGACCCCUCAUCUCCCACUCUGGCCCAACUUCACGCUCAGACUCUGGCCUCACAACAGCCAACACAAACCCAACAUCAACCUGACCCUGGAGUCACUUCACCACCCGCAGAACAACCAAACCCAACACCAUCUGACCAUCAACCCUCUGAACAAAUCACCUCUGACACACCCCCACCAAACACAUCCGCUGAACCACAAACUCUCAACCUAAGCCCCCCCACUUCUCUACCUCCACCCUCUGAACCACAAAACACCCUGCCAACCCUAGAGGAAGCAAUAUUGUUAUUUGCAAGAGCCUCAGUUGACAAGGUCAAGUCUUUGACCAUCAACUCUGGCAUCACUGAUGAUCCUUCAGCUGUUAGAACACACUAG